AUGUCUGCUCAUAUCUAUCUCUGUCAGUUCCUAUCUAUCUAUGUCUGUCUGCUCAUAUCUAUCUAUCUAUCUAUCUAUCUAUCUAUCUAUCUAUCUAUCUAUCUAUCUAUCUAUCAGUUUGUUCAUUACCUAUGUUUGUAUUAUAUCUAUUUAUCUAUCUCGGUCUUCUCUAUCUUGCUUUUAUCUAUGAAGCUGAAUACUAAUCUCGGUCUGUUCAUCUAUCUAUCUAUCUAUCUAUCUAUCUAUCUAUCUGUAUAUCAUAUUUAUUUUCUCAAAUCUUUUCCAGACAAUUUGGAAGAUGAAUCUAUCUGUCUAUCUAUCUAUCUAUCUAUCUAUGAGGGUAAAAUAAAAAAAUAUUGGCACUUGCGCCAUAAUAUAUCUGUGUUAUGUUAUGACGUUCCCAUCUAUCUAUCUAUCUAUCUAUCUAUCUAUCUAUCUAUCUAUCUAUCUAUCUAUCUAUCUAUCUCUGUUCAUUUGUUUUUUAUCUAUCUAUCUAUCUAUCUAUCUAUCUAUCUAUCUAUCUAUCUAUCUAUCUAUGUUCAUUUGAUUCUUAUCUAUCUAUCUAUCUAUCUAUCUAUCUAUCUAUCUAUCUCAGUGUGUUCAAAUCUAUCUAUCUAUCUAUCUAUCUAUCUCGCUGUUCAUUUGUUUCCUAUCUAUCUAUCUAUCUAUCUAUCUAUCUAUCUAUCUAUCUAUCUAUCUCAGUGUGUUCACAUCUAUCUAUCUAUCUAUCUAUCUAUCUAUCUAUCUAUCUAUCUAUCUAUCUCAGUGUGUUCACAUGUAUCUAUCUAUCUAUCUACCUAUCUAUCUCGGUCUAUUCAAAUCUAUCUAUCUAUCUAUCUAUCUAUCUAUCUAUCUAUCUAUCUAUCUAUCUAUCUAUCUAAGUCCGCUUCUCUAUAUCUCUAUUGGAAUUAA
This is a messenger RNA of Acanthosepion pharaonis, 912 nucleotides long. The record is from the annotation of a GenBank genome assembly. Lineage: Eukaryota; Metazoa; Mollusca; Cephalopoda; Sepiida; Sepiidae.